This is a messenger RNA of Nerophis ophidion (straightnose pipefish), 6665 nucleotides long. RefSeq names its product 3-hydroxy-3-methylglutaryl-CoA lyase (gene hmgcl). Gene Ontology annotation, molecular function: hydroxymethylglutaryl-CoA lyase activity. NCBI's taxonomy places the organism in Eukaryota, Metazoa, Chordata, Actinopteri, Syngnathiformes, Syngnathidae. Bases 70 to 1077 code for a protein of 335 amino acids. Gene Ontology annotation, biological process: ketone body biosynthetic process; L-leucine catabolic process. The record is from RefSeq and is a predicted model, not a curated record. The transcript has 9 exons.
CUCAUUCAGUUGAGCGUAACAGAAAAGGGCAGAGAAGAAGUGACGUCAGAGCAGCGACUAAAAGCCAACAUGGCGGCAGUGUUGAGGUUUGUCAACAAAAAUGCUUUGAACUCAGCGGUAACAGGACAACAGUACUACUCGCUGAGCUCCGCAGCAAAGGCGGGGGCGAGAGCAGGUCACACUCUCCCUGGAAAAGUGAAAAUAGUGGAGGUGGGACCCAGAGAUGGCCUUCAGAAUGAAAAGACUAUUGUCCCAACAGAGACCAAAAUCCAUUUGAUAGACUUGUUGUCAGAGUCUGGGCUUUCAGUAGUAGAAGCCACUAGCUUUGUGUCCCCCAAGUGGGUUCCACAGAUGGCCGACCAGGUGGAGGUAAUGAAUGGUAUUUGUCGGAAACCUGGGGUGUCUUACCCGGUCCUCACCCCCAACCUCAAGGGCUUCCAGGCUGCUGUAAUGGCAGGAGCCUCAGAGGUUGCCAUAUUUGGUGCUGCAUCAGAACUGUUCAGUAAAAAAAACAUAAAUUGUUCAGUGGAUGAAAGUUUGCAGCGCUUUGAUGAAGUAAUGAGAGCUGCUAAAAAGGAAGGAGUGCCAGUAAGAGGCUAUGUGUCAUGUGUUCUUGGUUGCCCAUAUGAAGGCAAGAUUGCUCCUGCUAAAGUUGCACAUGUGGCCAAGCGUUUGUACUCCAUGGGCUGCUAUGAGAUUUCCCUUGGCGACACAAUCGGUGUCGGCAAUCCAGGAAGCAUGCAGGCAAUGCUGGAGGCGGUGAGCCGAGAAGUUCCAGUCGAUGCGCUGGCGGUGCACUGUCACGACACGUAUGGCCAGGCCCUCGCCAAUAUCUUGGUAGCCUUGCAGAUGGGUGUCAGUGUGGUGGACUCUUCAAUAGCCGGACUGGGAGGUUGCCCGUACGCACAAGGUGCUUCUGGGAAUGUUGCAACCGAAGAUGUUGUCUAUAUGCUUCAUGGACUUGGAAUUCAAACUGGAGUGGACCUCUCCAAACUGAUGGAUGCAGGAGCUUUCAUCUGUCGAAGCCUCAACAGGAAGACCAGUUCUAAAGUGGCACAGGCCACCUGCAAACUGUAGGAAAGAACCAUACUGUGAAGUACCUAAUGAGCGCACUCAAACCAGACACCAUCAAACUGUAGUCAGAUACAUUAUAAUCAUGAUGUCGUCACUUUAAAGUUUUUUUAACACAACUAUUCAAUUUGUACGAUGGCGUAUAUGAUAGCACAGUGCCUUAAAUGGCUCAGUUCUUUAUGUCGAUGGAGGACUGGGUUCGUAUGUGGUAAUUUGGUACUGUUUUUUUUGGUUUUAGUUCUUGGUUGGCCAAUUCAGCAAAACUUCAAGUCACUGAUGAUGUCAGAAAAGUGAUGCACCUGUGCACUGAUCACUGUCUUGAAAUAUUCCAUUAUUUCACUUUGCAAGUUAAAGAAGCUAACAAGCUUUUUAAAUUCCAUUUUUUUUAUUUAAAAAUUAUGUUUUUCUUGUUUUUAUUUAACAGAAAAUGUGUAUAUACAUAUUAAAUUAAUAAACAAAUACUAUUUCAUCAAAGAGUCUGUUUAGAGUUUUAAUGAUAAACCGUGGUUAAAGUUGUAGUAGUACUACUGUUUUAAAUGAAAAUGAUUGUUAAACCGUGAUUAUAAGCAUUUUGAUAAAUUCCUGGACCUGUGACGGCUCAUAUACUGGGUUUCAGCAAGUCAAAUAAGACUAUUUUUUAAAGACCAUAAUGAAUACAAUUUAAAACAAUUUCACAUCCAUACUGACAAAAAAGUACAAGACAUGAAAGAAAACCUUAGGCCAGAUUGAACUAAGUAUAGCAGGGGUGUCAAACUCAAAUACAGAUUGGGCCAAAAUUUAAAACCAAACAAAGUUGCGGGCCGAGGUUGAACAAAUUAACCUUUUAAUAGGGACCCAAACAAGUUUUGCAUAGAAUAUUGAACAAGCAAGGCUUAUAUAACUUCAUAGUGACAUGCACAAUCGGGUUUCAAAUAAUAAUAAUAAUCCAAAAAUAUCAAUGGCAUAUCAAAAUUUAAAUAAAAAUUGAAUGCCUCUUUUUGGCGUAAGGCUUGAGAUGGACAGGGUUUGGUGAUAGCGGGGGUUGUAUAUUGUAGUGUCCCGGAAGACUUAGUGCUGCAAGGGAUUCUGGGUAUUUGUUCUGUUGUGUUUAUGUUGUGUUACGGUGCGGAUGUUCUCCCGAAAUCUGUUUGUCAUUCUUGUUUGGUGUGGGUUCACAAUGUGGCGCAUAUUUGUAACAGUGUUCAAGUUGUUUAUACGGCCACCCUCAGUGUGACCUGUAUGGCUGUUGACCAAGUAUGCCUUGCAUUAACUUGAGUGAGUGUAUAAGCCGCAUAUUUUAUGUGACAGGGACGGCACGCUGUUUGUAUGGAGGAAAAGUGGACGUGGCGACAGGUUGUAAGGAACGCCAAAGGCAAUGCCUUUAAGGCCCACCCCCAAUAUUGUUUUCCGGGAUGAAAUUUGGGAGGAGCACUGUACUUUGGGAAUCUUCCGGGAAAAUCGGGAGGGUUGGCAAGUAAGAGUAUUAGCGGUGAAUGCGGUGUUAUAGCGGUGGGCCAGCUCUAAUGUUAAUUUGAUAUUGCCUCAAUGGCCAAAUUAAAUUAGACGGCGGGCCAAAUUUGGCCCACGGGCCAGAGUUUGACACCCAUGAAGUAUAGGAAUGUGUUCAUUGUCUUUAACAUUAGAAAACAAAUUGUCUAAUCUACCCAAACCAGAAUCCUCUCUAUUAACUAAUAUUUGUUUGGAAUUCUAAAAUACAUGUCGGAAACCAUUUUUAUGAUUUGCCAUGGUUAUUUCAAAUAAUUCAUGUCCAGUAUUUCAAAGUUUUCUUGCGGAGGGUGCGUUGUGCUUCAUAUAGAGCAGGGGUCGGGAACCUUUUUGGCUGCGAGAGCCAUGAAAGCCAAAUAUUUUAAAAAGUAUUUCCAUGAGAGCCAUAUAAUAUUUUUUUUUAACACUGAAUACAUCUAAAUACGUACAUUUAUAAGUAAGACCAACAUUUUUAGAGCAAAUUAAGUCUCACAUCUUUUAAUAACAUUAUUUUUAAGCAAACCAAUAAUUAAUCAAAUACGUGUUGAACAGGUGCGGUAGGAAACGGAUGGAUAGCGACAGCGGGAAGUGAACUCUGAUGACGUCACAUAAACCGGAAGUUAAGAUAAGAAGCCAGAAUAAUAUUUAUUGUUUCUUCUGCCAUGAAAAUAUAUUUUGGGUUUAUUUUACUGUAUUCAGAACAUUUCAUAAAACUUGUUAGAGGGGAACUGCACUUUUUUGAGGGAGUUCUGCCUAUUCACAAGCACACGUUUUUCUUUUUUUAUACAUACUAUCUAGUAAAUGUUAAGAAAUGUCCGCUUACAAUAGCCAAUGGGAGUCGCCUUAUUUUGCCUAUAUGUCGCUUAAAUAAACAUGGAAACACCUCCAAGGUUUUUUAUACACGCUGUUAGUAUAUAUGUCAUGUUAUUAUAUAUGUCAUGUUUAUGUAUAUGUAUGUGUGAAAGUGAGUGUGAAUGUUGUCUAUCUGUGUUGGCCCUGCUAUGAGGUGGCGACUUGUCCAGGGUGUACACCGCCUACCGCCCAUAUGCAGCUGAGAUGGACUGCAACCCCCCCCCCCCGUGAUCCCGACAAAGACAAGCGGUAGAAAAUGGUGGCGACUUGUCCAGGGUGUACACCGCCUUCCGCCCGAUUGUAGCUGAGCGACCCCAAAAGGCAAUACGCGGUAGAAAAUGGAUGGAAUUUGCUCAUUUUAAGCAUACGGUGGCGUGUUCAUUUCCAAAACGCUUCCCGACAAUCGUCUUUCCCCCCCCCAACUUUAUCACUGAUAACAGCUCACUGCAGACUUCAUGAGGGCCAACUAACAUAAGAAAAUAUCCCUUACUGUACAAUGUCUGCUCUGACUGCUAGGAUGUUGUUAUAUUCCUGUUUAAAUGAAUUAAUCAUAAUCCUUGCAAACAAAAAAGGGUGUGUGCAACCAAGCGUCUUUUCGGGUCUUUUUAGCCACUUCCGGGUCUAAAUUGGCUGUGCAAGUGGACCAACUUAUCUGUUUAUGUCCACAACUUUCUACUAUCAAGGGGAGAGAUAUUAUUUAUAAUUUAUAAUCUAAAACCAACGUGAGACAGCAGCUCACCAGCUGGUGAUAUCAAUACAGCAGCAUAAAGGUAUUUCCAUGAGAGCCAUAUAAUGGCCACGGCAUGGCGCGGUGGUGGAGUGGCAGUGUGCAACCAAAAAGUUUCCUGGUUCAAUCCACACCUAGUAACAACCUCGUCACGUCCGUUGUGUCCUGAGCAAUACACUUCACCCUUGCUCCCGAUGGGUGCUGGUUAGCGCCUUGCAUGGCCGCGCUCCGUCAGUGUGUGAAUGGGUAAAUGUGGAAGUAGUGUCAAAGCGCUUUGAGUACCUUGAAGGUAGAAAAGCGCUAUACAAGUACAGCCUGUUUAUAAGGAAAGUUAUCUAAACGUAGGUCCGUAAUGUUAGUGCUUCUAAUAACAAUAUCGCUAAAAUGGGAUUAAUAUUAAAAUCACAAAAUGAAAAUGAACUCUUGUUGGUGCUUUUUGGAUGGUUAUUGGGUUUUACGGUCGCAAUAGAAGCAAUGACGUCAUGGCUCCAUUGUAAGUUGACUUAUGAUAAUUUGAGAUAGAAUGCAUUAAAACAAUUGGGUUCUUGUCUCUUAAAAGGUUUGUGAAUUAUAGAAAAAAAGCAAAAAAAGUGACUUUCACCUUCAAAAAGAUUUUAUAAUGUGUAAAACUAUUUUGGAGCACAUUCAACAUUGACCGUGAAAUGAAAUUUUAAUAUCGUUACAUCCCACACUGUUUCAUGAGGCGACAAGCACAUGGCCUAAUUUAUCCAUAUUUGUUACACCAUGUCAGGAUGUGCAAACAAUCAUUUAUACGGUUUGUGAAGGAAAUCAUUUAGAGUUAACGAUAACAGUCUUACUGCCGCACCUUGUACGAACCUGUCGGACGAGCAAGCUGAGAUUCUUACUUCCGACUUAAAAUUCCAAAGACCAGGUCUUGAUUUUCCAGCCAUUAAGUGACAUCAUUUUCUGUUAUCACAUCUACUGAUUGAUGCUGGAAGAGUUUGGGGUCACAGUAGUGUGGCGUCUAUAAGCAGUCCAGAGUCUUUUUUUUUUUUCAAUAAAUUUAAUAUGUAUAAAAAUAAACAAAUACAAAUAAUUGUAUGAAGGACUGUGAUGGAAACAGCAGUAUUCCUUUCUAGUGAUUUAAAUCAGCAGUGGGCAGGUUGUGAAACAGCUACUGAGGGGGCUGCAUGCUAGAAUGUACUUUACUGAAGAAAUGCAUUAAGGGUAUGCCUUGUAUCACCUCUAUAGGUCAAGUUAUGGUAUGGAAAAACAAGUUGGCAUAUUUUCAAGCUCGGUUGUCAGCCAUUGCCGUGUGUCCACAUUCCACAAUCACAACUACUCCUCAUUAAGCUGGGGCCUGCUUGCAGGCAUCAUUGUCACAUCAACGUGACGCUUGAUGAAAUGUACUGUGUGCGCUUGUGACGUUCAAAAGGCAGGUUCCAGAACAAUCUAUGUAAAAUUGAUCCGCUGUAGCUGGUGUGUGUUGUGGAUUGCGACUUGCAAGCCAAAGUUCAUAAGCUCAGAAAGAGUCCUAAGGUGUGCGCUCAAUGACUCAGCUUCCACACACACACAGAGAAACAAUGUGUGUGUUUUCAAAGCCUGCCAUAUGCGUCACCGCUCGUGGUUCUCAUCUUAACCUCCGCUUUGCUGGGCUCAGUAAGGAAUGGACAAGUUUGGUGCCGAAGACCGGAGUUUGUCAUCCAGCUUCAGCUUGGAAAGUCUGUACUCUGUUUUGUUUGCCGAAUUGAACGACGGCGGCUUGUCCUCCAGGUCCAUAUUGGGCGGAAGCUCAUCCUCAAGGUCCAUCUUGGACAAAGGCCGGACGCGAUUGUUGAAGGCUUCGUUUUGUGACCACUCGGGGAGGUUGUGGCUUCCCUUGUUGCGCUUGUUCACGAUCCUUAAGAUCCGCUUGGCGAUGAGGUAAAUAAUCUCGCAGAUGUUGAGGAUGAUGCAAAGCGCCGAGGCCCCCACCAUGAAGUAGGUGAAGACUUUCUUCUCGGUGGGGUGGCCGAUGUAGCAGUCCACCGUGUUGGGGCACGGCGACACCUCGCACUUGACCAGCCUGGGCAGGUAGAAACUGUUGUAGAUGUGGUGCAGGAUGUAAAGGAAGGCGAUUUCAAUAGCCGUCUUGACAAAAAGGCUUAUGAGGUACGUCCACCACAAGCCGCCGUGCUUCUUUCCCGUGUUGCUGUACAGCUUGGGGCCCUCGCCGUGCUUGGCUCGGUGCUUGCGCUCGCGCUCAUCGCGGUACGCCACGUGCAUCACCACCAUGAAGGACGGGCAGGUGAUGAAGAUGAGCUGCAGCGCCCACAGGCGGAUGUGGGAGAUGGGGAAGUAGUAGUCGUAGCAGACGUUGGCGCAGCCGGGCUGCUUGGUGUUGCAGUCAAAGUCCUUCUGGUCGUCUCCCCACACCCUCUCCGCCGCCACCACGUACACCAUCACCCUGAACACAAACACCACCGAGAGCCAAACACGGCCGAAUGCAGUGGAGUACUUGUUCACCCCGCUGAGGAGGGCUUGGAAGGUCUUCCAGUCCAUGUCUUUAGCUGUCUAUGUCCUUUUUUGGAAGUCUUCUUCUUUGCCAGGC